AUGGCCUCCAACAAGACCAUGGGCCACACGGCCGACCCCAUCGUCACCCGCCUCGUCGAAGAGGACAAGGUGCCGUGGUACAAGAAGCCCAACUUGCGCGUCAUGUACGUGUGGCUCUUCAUCUGCUGCAUGGGUGUCGAGAUCACCUCGGGCUUCGACUCGCAGCUGCUCAACACGCUGCAGUACUCGGACACGUUCAACAGAUACUUUGGCGACGGCUACAUUAAUCCCAAGACCAAUAAGGUCGAUAUCAACCCCAGCCUUUUGGGCUUCAUGAACGCCUGCUACCAGCUCGGUACCAUCUUCGCCGUCCCCAUCGCCCCCUGGCUGAACAACAAAUUCGGUCGCCGGUGGUCCAUCAUGUCUGGAUCUCUCAUCAUGAUGGUUGGCGCUCUUAUCCAGGGAUUCGCCCAGCACGUCGCCAUGUACAUCAUUGCGCGUAUAAUCCUGGGUGUCGGCAUUCUCUUUGCCAUCAUCGGCGGCUCUGCCUUGAUCGGAGAACUGGCCCACCCCAAGGAGCGUGCUAUUCUGACGUCGUUCUUCAAUGCUUCCUACUUCCUGGGCGCCAUCCUUGCUGCUGGCAUCGCCCUGGGUACGGUUACGAUCGAUGGCGACUGGGCCUGGAGACUCCCGUCUCUCCUCCAGAUCGCGCCGUCAGUCUUGCAGGUUGCCACUGUCUUCCUCCUCCCUGAAAGCCCACGUUGGCUGGUCAGCAAGGGCCGCGACGAUGAGGCCAUGGCGAUCUUGGUCAAGUACCACGGCGAGGGCGAUGCCGACUCGCUGCUCGUCAAGGCUGAGAUGGAGCAGAUCCGGACUACGAUCAAGCUCGAGAUGGAGAGCGCCAAGCAGACAUGGUGGUCCGCCGUCUCCGCACCUGGAAUGCGCCGCCGCACCGUCGUCUCCAUCUUCCUUGGUCUCUUCACCCAGCUGUCUGGUAACUCCCUCCUGUCCUACUACUCGAACCUGCUCUACGAGAUGAUGGGCUACACCAACUCCUACGCCAAGACCCGUAUCAACAUCGCCAACCAGUGCUGGUCCCUGCUCACCGCUGUCAUCAUCGCCAUCUACGUCACGAGGUUCAAGCGCCGCAUCGCCUUUAUGACGUCCGCUGGUCUCAUGCUCCUGGUCUAUAUCGGCAUGACGGUCUCUUUCUACAGCCUUCAGGUCGCCAAGGACAACAACACGACCAACCCUUCGGCGGGCAUUGCGGCUCUGUUCUUCUACUUCUCCUGGCAGCCCACCUACAACAUCGGCAACAACGCCCUGACCUACACCUACCUGCUCGAGCUCUGGCCCUACGGACAGCGCAAUCGCGGUAUCGGCAUCCAGCAGAUGUUCGGCAAGUGCGGCCUCUUCUUCUCCAACAACGUUAACCCGUACGCCCUCACCGCCAUUGGCUGGAAGUACAUGGCCAUCUAUUGUGGCUGGAUUGCGUUUGAGGGCAUCAUCGUGUUCUUCCUGUACCCGGAGACCCAGGGCCGCACCCUCGAGGAGCUUGCUUUCCUGUUCGAGAGCGAUGAGCUCAACAACAGGGCCACCGCGGCCGUCGAGAAGCGCAUCCACGGCGACGAGAUCAACCCGACCGUCAGCAUCGAGGAGAAGCGCACGGAUGUCUAAUCUAGUUCCUUUCGUGAUCCCACCUCGGAUGACGUGGAAAGCAGGACGACAUCUGCGGGUGUCGUCAGUUUGAUAUCGUAUAUUUGGAAACUAAUGCGGUGGGGGCGGGUUGGUGGAAAGCUUUCGUGUUUUGCCAUGAUAACUCCAUCUCACAUACUUUCAGAAUGAUCAAACCCUAUGCCUUCUGGA
This is a messenger RNA of Microdochium trichocladiopsis, 1806 nucleotides long. RefSeq names its product lactose permease. Gene Ontology annotation, molecular function: carbohydrate:proton symporter activity. The record is from RefSeq and is a predicted model, not a curated record. The coding region runs from base 1 to 1617 and encodes 538 amino acids. The transcript has 6 exons. Gene Ontology annotation, cellular component: membrane. NCBI's taxonomy places the organism in Eukaryota, Fungi, Ascomycota, Sordariomycetes, Xylariales, Microdochiaceae. Gene Ontology annotation, biological process: carbohydrate transport; transmembrane transport.